AAUCCACAUGUAGCCAACUCAUGAAUAAAGCAUCUAUAAACCAUAUAACUUCUUGUCAAAAUUCAAGAAAUACAAUGUCUUUAGCAACCAUUUCUUUGCUUCUCCUCUUCUUUUCUGCUUCCAUUUCAGCAAAUGAGAAGCCCUCAGCCUAUGAAGAGUUACAGAACUAUGACUUCCCAAUUGGGAUUCUUCCAAAAGGGGUGACAGGCUAUGAAUUGAACACGAAAACGGGCGAAUUCUCGGCGUAUUUCAAUGGCUCAUGUAGGUUCAUGUUGAGUUCAUAUGAACUUAAUUACAAGCCUGUGAUAAAAGGAGUGAUAUCUAAAGGAAUUCUUAGGAAAUUGAGUGGUGUUAGUGUUAAGGUUGUAUUGAUAUGGCUUAACAUUGUGGAUGUUAGAAGGAAAGGUGAAAAUCUACAAUUUUCAGUUGGGAUUACUUCAGCAAAUUUUCCUAUUAGGAGUUUUGUGGAAUGCCCAAGUUGUGAAUGUGGAUUGGAUUUUAUUCAUGAAGAUGAGAGGAAGUUUAGGCAAAAGCUCCAUGUGUCUUCUUCGUAGAGUCUACUUGCGAUGUGUGCAAAAAUUUAUGUAACGGUGCCAGAUUAUUGUCACAACUCGUCUUGUAAACGAGCUUUAAUUCUGGAGAUAUGUGGUUCUAGAAUUAUACUUUCUAUACGAAAUUGAUAUCUACUUUGUAUUAUCUUUUGUGCCAUGCCACCAUAUUAUAAAAUAAAUGUGCAUAUAUUGUUUUUGCCA
Messenger RNA from Nicotiana attenuata, 752 nucleotides. RefSeq lists its product as uncharacterized. The record is from RefSeq and is a predicted model, not a curated record. Bases 21 to 554 code for a protein of 177 amino acids. The transcript has a single exon. NCBI's taxonomy places the organism in Eukaryota, Viridiplantae, Streptophyta, Magnoliopsida, Solanales, Solanaceae.